Molecule: messenger RNA, 4198 nt
Organism: Triplophysa dalaica
Lineage: Eukaryota; Metazoa; Chordata; Actinopteri; Cypriniformes; Nemacheilidae
Gene: npr1b
Product: natriuretic peptide receptor 1b
Exons: 22
Coding region: 233-3448 (1071 amino acids)
Biological process (GO): intracellular signal transduction; receptor guanylyl cyclase signaling pathway; protein phosphorylation
Cellular component (GO): membrane
Molecular function (GO): ATP binding; peptide receptor activity; guanylate cyclase activity
Source: RefSeq, a predicted model, not a curated record
GCAGCUCGGCAUGGAGAUGAGGCGGAGCUUCACAUUAGGUAAUGUGAUUUGAGUAAAUCACUGCUGCUGUUGGCACUCCUGAGUGACACACGAUCAGCCCAUGGAGAUGAGAUCCACAGAGGCAGGGAUGUUUUCCAUUCAGAACUGUUAUACUUGUGCUGAUGCUGAGGAGACCAGAAGACAUCAUGUAUAAAAGUGUUCCUGAGCUGUCGGAAGCGUGAGCUGACGUGAUAUGAGUCUGUUUCUCCGGUUUGGGGGAGGCAGAUCGUCUCUGCUGCUUUCGGUCUUGCUGUCCUAUUUGACUCUGCCAAUCACAACCAAGGCCAGCAGGCGCCAAGGGCCCCACGGACCCACACACAACCACACAGAUGACAUCAUACUGGCUGUAAUACUCCCUCAGUAUAAUACUUCCUACCCCUGGGCAUGGCCUCGCGUGGGACCCGCUUUGGACCGCGCCAUCGCCCGCGUCAAUGCCGACCCCACCCUGCUGCCCGGGCAUCACCUCCGGCACAUAUUUGCCAACAGUGAGGACAAAAACGGUAUCUGUUCCGAAUCCAUCGCCCCACUCAUGGCUGUGGAUCUGAAGAUUGAUUACAACCCUUGGGCUUUCAUAGGGCCCGGCUGUGACUAUACCUCCUCUCCAGUUGGGUUGUUCACCACUCACUGGGGUCUCCCCAUGGUCACAGCAGGGGCACCCGCUGUAGCUUUCCUGCACAUGAAAAUAUACACGUCCAUUACUAACACUGGCCCCACGCACAAAAAAUUGGGCGAGUACGCCUUACACCUAUAUAAGCAUUUUGGGUGGCACCAGCACACCCUGCUGAUGUUCAGUGACACUAAAAUGGGCGAGAGGGCAUGCUACUUUGCCCUGGAGGGGCUGUACCAUGAGAUACAUGAGAACAACAUCACCAACGUGGACCUGGUGUUUGACGAGAAUAAGGGGCCUGUCAACUAUUCCGACCUCCUGCACAAGAUUCAGGAAGAUGGCAGAGUAGUGUUUGUAUGCUGUUCUCCAGAUAUUUUUCGUCAGCUAAUGGUAAACUUCCACAGGGCAGGUCUGCCUAAGGAAGAGUUUGUCUUCUUCUACAUUGACAUCUUCGGACGCAGUUUGGGCUCCCAACCAUCUCAUCCAUGGUCCAGAGGUGAUGAUGAUGAUGAGGCAGCAAAAGAAGGAUUCCAGAGUGUGAAAAUUCUGACCUACCUGGAGCCCCAGAAUCAAGAGUACCAGGAAUUUGUUGCUGAUCUGAAAUCAGAUGCCAAAAGGAUGUUUAACUUCACAGUGGGGGAUUCGCUGAUGAACAUUAUCGCAGGAGGUUUCUACGACGGUCUGAUGUUGUACUGCCACGCUUUGAAUGAGAGUCUUUCAGAAGGACACAACCGAACCUCAGGAGACUCGGUCACAAAAAGAAUGUGGAACCGAACCUAUCAUGGUGUCACUGGUCUGGUGCAAAUUGAUGAGAAUGGAGACAGAGAGACUGAUUUUGCCCUGUGGGACAUGACUGACAUCAAGAACGGCAACUUUCAGAUUGUAGCUGUGUAUAAUGGUUCUCAGAAAGAGAUGGAGAUUCUGCCUGAGAAAACCGUCCAGUGGCCCGGUGGUGAGAUUCCACUGGACGUACCGAUCUGCGGGUUUAAGAAGGACAAUCCAGCUUGUCUAACACGAACCAUCGCAAUGCACCAGAUGGUUUCCAUUGUGAUCUUCUUCAUCCUUGUCAUCAUCUUCACCGUGACCGUAUUUACAUACAGAAAGUUGAAACUAGAGAAGGAGCUGGUGGCUCAGUUAUGGAGAAUCGCUUGGGAGGACGUUCAUAUGAGCAAUCUGGAGAAAGCCAUGAGAAGCACUGGCAGCAAACUAACACUUUCUCUGAGAGGUUCAAACUACGGAUCCCUGCUGACAGCUGAUGGCAAUUUGCAGGUGUUUGCUAAGACUGGCUACUUUAAGGGAAACAUUGUGGCUAUUAAAUACAUCAACAAAAAGCGCAUUGAGUUGACCAGGAAAGUGCUGUUUGAACUGAAACAUAUGAGAGAUGUGCAGAACGAGCAUCUGACCCGUUUUAUCGGUGCCUGCAUUGAUCCGCCCAAUAUCUGUAUUGUCACUGAAUAUUGUCCUCGUGGCAGCCUGCAGGACAUUCUUGAGAACGAAAGCAUCACACUAGAGUGGAUGUUCAAAUAUUCACUUCUUAGUGACAUAGUGAAGGGUAUGGCUUUCCUCCAUAACAGUGUGAUUGUAUCCCAUGGCAGCCUGAAGUCCUCAAACUGUGUGGUGGACAACCGCUUUGUGCUAAAGAUCACCGACUACGGACUGUCCAGCAUCAGGACCGAGUCGGACACGGAGGACGCCUACUGUUAUUAUGCACGUAAGCUAUGGAUGGCUCCAGAGUUGCUGAGGAUGGAGUGCUUUCCUCCAGGAGGCACGCAGAAGGGUGACGUCUACAGUUUCGGUAUCAUCCUUCAGGAGGUGGCGCUGCGCAGAGGAGUCUUUUAUCUGGAGGGAGACUCGAUCAGCCCCAAAGAGAUUGUGGACCGCUUAGCUCUGGGGGAAUGGCCUUACCUACGACCGUCGGUGAACACACAGUCUCACAGCGAGGAGCUGGGCCUGCUGAUGCAGCGCUGUUGGGCCGAAGAACCAUCAGACAGACCAGAGUUCAAUCAUAUAAGUCUGUUAUUACGCAAACAAAACAGAGAGCACAGAAGUAGUAACAUCUUGGACAAUCUUUUGUCUCGUAUGGAGCAAUAUGCCAAUAACUUGGAGGAGCUGGUAGAGGAAAGAACUCAAGCAUACCUGGAGGAGAAACGCAAGGCGGAAGCUUUACUGUACCAGAUCCUCCCUCAUUCAGUGGCAGAGCAGCUAAAGAGGGGCGAGACUGUGCAGGCAGAAGCUUUUGACUCCGUCACCAUCUACUUCAGUGACAUUGUGGGUUUCACAGCUCUGUCAGCAGAGAGCACACCUAUGCAGGUCGUCACACUCCUCAAUGAUCUCUACACCUGCUUUGAUGCCAUUAUAGACAAUUUUGACGUUUACAAGGUGGAGACUAUAGGUGAUGCCUACAUGGUGGUUUCAGGAUUACCGGUACGAAAUGGGAAACAGCACAGUCGCGAGAUCGCACGCAUGUCUCUUGCUCUGCUGGAGGCUGUCAAAACAUUUAAGAUCCGUCACCGACCCGAUGAGCAGCUCAAAUUACGAAUUGGCAUCCACAGUGGCCCUGUUUGUGCAGGUGUAGUUGGACUGAAGAUGCCUCGCUUCUGUCUGUUUGGAGAUACAGUGAACACAUCAUCACGUAUGGAAUCUAAUGGAGAACCUUUGAAGAUCCACAUGUCGUCGGCCACUCGAGAUGUGCUGGAGGAGUUCAACUGCUUCCAGCUGGAACUGAGAGGAGAUGUUGAGAUGAAGGGAAAGGGAAAGAUGAGGACCUACUGGCUUCUGGGAGAGAUCCCACAGAGCGAUUGAGAUUAUAAAAAUGAGAGAGAAACACUCCACUGGAUCAGCAGGGACCUAUGACUCUUGCCGAGCUGAUUCUGGAAAGUUCCUUUGCCCACAUCCACAAUUACAUAACUGUGUCCAUCACUGUUGUAGAUGUCAAAGUCUGACUUUUGUAUAUAUGUACUCAAAUAUGUUUUAUUAUUAAGUUAUCACCACAGGCUUUGCUGUUACUGCAAAUGUAAAUGGAGCUGAGAGUAUAGGCUUUAGAUUAUUACCCCCUGGUGGAGAAGUAUCAGCAUUACAUUUCAUGUUUUUAUUUGUGUAUUAUGUGCAAAGUUUAAAGAUUAUACACUUAAUAUGCUUACUUUAACGACAAAUUUAAUGUCAUUUAUUACUGGGAUUUAAAAAUCACCUGGCUUUCAUAAUUCAAAUGUUGAAGACAAUAUGCCGUCGAUUUAAAAUCUAUUGUUUUAUUUUACUCAAUAACAAUAUAAAUUUGUAUUGCAUUUCAAAUCUGUUUGGACCCAGAUUCUGUUCUGGCUGAUCAGAGUCUUGCACACACAUGCAUUGUUCCUCAAGCCAUUUAGACGCAUUUCUCUGUGGUUGAUCUACACUGGUGAAUGACUGCCUGGCUUAUAGUUGAACAAAAAAUAUCUUUAGUGAACCACACAGACCUAUGACAGCAGGACACAUAACAUAAUACUGAGACAUACAAAUAAGAUCAAUAACAUUCACAGCCCAUUUUAAAUUGAGAUUAUUGACUAUCAUUUCCUUUUU